AUGGGAGUAAGAGGGAGUAAGUUGAUUGGAGACCGAGCUUUUAAGCGAGUUGGGUUUCGUCCGUUAACACCUAAAGGUUACGUUCCGGUAUGCGUAGGGGUUGAUGACGAUACGAGACGGUUUAUCGUGCACAGAAAGGCUUUAUGCGAUAAAGAUUUCUUGGAAAUGUUGUGUAAAUCAUCUGAGGAAUAUGGAUUUCAUUACGAAGGCGUUUUGAGGAUUCGUUACGAAGCAAAUGAUUUUGAAGAGUGGAUUACGAGAAAAACGAAACGGAAGAAUAUCAUUCGUAUCACUUGA
This is a messenger RNA of Gossypium arboreum, 297 nucleotides long. Its product is annotated as auxin-responsive protein SAUR71-like. The record is from RefSeq and is a predicted model, not a curated record. The coding region runs from base 1 to 297 and encodes 98 amino acids. Gene Ontology annotation, biological process: response to auxin. The transcript has a single exon. NCBI's taxonomy places the organism in Eukaryota, Viridiplantae, Streptophyta, Magnoliopsida, Malvales, Malvaceae.